GUUAAAAAAUACAAUUUAGCAAGGUGGACGCCACUUCUCCCCCUCCGCCAUCACUGCCACCAUCGGUAGAUUCCUCCUCUCUUAGGCAGCAAAGUUCUAUGCGUACUCUUCUCCAGUGAAAUCGAAGUUCAUUUGUGAAAAUCUCCCGGGACAGAGGUGGGCUAUAAUUUCGCAUAGCCGCCUGCCGAUAUUCAUGUAUUACAGUUAGUGAAGGUAUGAAUUCAUUGAUCAUUUCCAUCUUCUUCUGUUUUAGUCAGCCUUUUAACAAAUAUUUGCUUAUAGUGUUUAGGAGAUUCCGUUGUGUUUAUGGUUUUUACAGUACGUAUUAGUUCAAUACUUUAAACAAAAGUGUUGACUGAUCCCCAUGUGGAUCUAUGGGUGGAUAAACUAGGGGUCCUAAUUAACAAAUUUGAUCCUAAACCUUUGGACUGUUACUUUUUUCAAUCUCUACCAAUUUUAUCAUCCUGUUUAUUCAUAAAGAUUAAGCAUUUUAUUCUGUAUCAAACAUUUGAAAACUGUGACAUUUCCCCACGUAUUCUAGAACAAGUUCUGAUUUACUCAUUUAAAUUUGUUUGUUCUUCUUAAUUAUGAUAUAAUAGUGGUUUUAAGAGAGAACUUCUAAUAAGCUAGGAGUAUUAAUUUAGCAGAGGGUUGAGGUGCAAAAUGUAUGUUCUCUCAAAUUGUUAGCUUCUUUCUCUUAGAAAACUGUAAUGAUGUAAAGGUUUAGCUUGAUUGUUUUUUUUUUUGAAAUGUGUUUCCAAUAGGGUUCAACCCCUUGCCACCAAGGAGGAAAGUUCCACCUUUUGCCAAUGGCACCUUAGCAUCAUUUUAAGUUUAGCUUUAUUAUUUUUUUGUUGAAUAUGCUUUCUUUGAUCAUGUUCUUUUGAAAAUCAUCCAACAAUUGCCAUUGAAUAUGUUUUUUCUUGAAAACUAGUUAUCAAAGGAGGAUAUGUUUUUCUUGAAAAGUGAAAACCAUCUAGGAGUUUACUUGUAUUUCUGUUCACUAAUCACUUUUAUGUUUUUGAGUUUCUUAGCUUAUUUCAUAUGUAAACUAACAAAAUUUCUCCACUGAUGCAGUGAACUCGCAUGUAUGAUUUCAUUAAUUAAGUGGUACAAUAUUACUUCUCUAAGAAUAUUAACUAAUUAGAUGAUUGAACUCUUUCUUUAUGUUUGAGUGCUUUCCACCAAUUUGGAUUACAGGUCCAUUUUUUUAAUCUUGAAAAUGUUUUUACCUUUGCUGAUGGGACAUGUGGUGUUUACAAUGCUUGAAAAUUUUAGUAUGCAGUAGAAAUUAUGUACUUAAUAUUCUUGGCGAUGAACCUGCAACUUUUGUCAAAUUCCAAUUUGAAAUCAAGAAGCUAGGUGGUCAAUGGAAUCGUGAGCAGCAGAGGAAGUAACUGAGAUCAGCAUCAGAGUUGUUCUUCAUUUCUUGAUUUGUUCUCGAAGUAAGAAUGAGGAUAGUGGGAUUGACUGGAGGAAUUGCUUCAGGGAAGAGCACUGUCUCCAAUCUUUUCAAAGCUCAUGGUAUUCCUGUUGUUGAUGCUGAUAUUGUAGCUCGUAACGUUUUGAAGAAAGGAACUGGUGGUUGGAAAAAAGUUGUGUCUGCAUUUGGUGAGGACAUCUUACUGGACAAUGGAGAAGUUGAUCGUGCAAAGUUAGGUCAAAUAGUAUUCUCUGAUCCAGGAAAGCGUCAGCUUCUUAAUAGGUUGCUAGCACCAUUUAUCUCACGUGGCAUUUUAAUGGAAGUUUUGAAGCUAUGGAUGAAGGGUUACUCCAUUAUUGUUCUUGAUGUUCCUCUUUUGUUUGAGGCCAAGAUGGAUAAGUGGACUAAACCCAUUGUUGUCGUUUGGGUUGAUCCUGAGACGCAACUGCAGCGGCUCAUGACGAGAGAUGGAUCGAUGGAGGAGGAGGCCAAGAGCAGGAUAAAUGCACAGAUAUCACUGGAUCUUAAGAGAUCAAAGGCAGAUAUUGUGAUUGAUAACACUGGCACACUUGAGGCUUUGCAUGAAGAAUUCCAGAAAGUGUUAAUUCAGAUUACAAAGCCCUUGACUUGGACCGAGUUGAUGCUCUCAAGAAAGGGAGCUUUUUUGGCGUUGUUCUCCAUUUUUGUCGGUGUUGCUAUUUGCCAGAAAAGUUCAUGAAGGUAAUAUCUCACAUAAUUUGAUCCAACACUAUGCAUGCAUCUCUGGAUGGCAGAAGAGUUACUCCUUAAUCGAGUACUACUGUGUAUGUACUGUUUAUUUUUUUAAAAACUGUAUGUACUUCCAACAUGAGUGUUUGUGCUUUAUUAGAUACUCGUUCAAGAUGUUAAAGUGAAGUACGAUAAUUUGAUUAUACAUUUGGACUGAUUCAUUAAAAGCAGGGAUUAUGAUACAUUUUGGAAUUUCUUUGGAGCA
Nicotiana tabacum (common tobacco) is the source of this 2396-nucleotide messenger RNA. The record is from RefSeq and is a predicted model, not a curated record. NCBI's taxonomy places the organism in Eukaryota, Viridiplantae, Streptophyta, Magnoliopsida, Solanales, Solanaceae.